UUUAGAGUUUAAAUUUUACACUAAAUGGAAAAUUAUCUUUUCUGUUUAUAGAUGAAUGUGGACAGCUCUAUAUGUAAGUGUUGUUUGAGUUGUGUACUCAAACUUUUUUCUAAACACAAUGAUUUUUAAACUUUAAAACCUAUAUUCCUGUUGUUGAGAAUCAUGACAACAUAAUAUAACUGGAAGUCAAGUUUGCAGGUGCCCUACUAAUGCUAGUGUACGUUACUAUUUUCUCCUUUUGUCUGUUAUAAUUCAGACUUUGUUUUACAUGUAAAAUCCAAAAACAACUGUAGAUAACUGGUUUGAAAUAAAUGGCAGAAAGUAAGUUUGCCCCAGAAAUUGGUUUCAUUUUUCAGGGUCCUGUCUAAAUAUACUCAAAGAAAAACACAUUAAUAGAUUUUCAACAGAGUACUUUUUUUCAAGUAGCUGUGCAUGACAGAACAUUACUUUGUCCAAAAUUCUAUUAAACCUUUGCGAUCAGGCAAAAAGGACAUCUUCAGUGCAUGGACUUCUGACUAUGAGAUGUGGGAGGAAGAUUACUGUUUAAUGUCAAAGUGAUAAUGCAUUAUUGAAAGUAUAAUAAUUGCAAGCACAACUCAGCAAAUAGAGAUGCCUCUUUUAGUUAUUCUUUCCUAAUACUAUGAAAGGUAUACUGCUGACAUUUACCAACCAAUGAGCUUGUUUUCGUUCCCCCUGGGUCAAAUUAAAAGACAGUUGAAACACUGGACGUAUACUUGGUUGGAACACUUAAUAAAAACAUAUAAUUUCUUGUUUUUCUGUCAUUUGUUCACAUUACUAAAUGCCUAUGUCAUUAAAUGGUGGGAGAGAACAUCUACCGGAACAUAAAAAUAGCAUCGGGAUCAAACUUCCAGGAACACAUUUGACAAUGGAAUAAUCCUGUUUUCCAACAAUAAUGAAAACAACAUGCAUAUUAAGUUCAGAACACUUUGUUUUUUUAUAUGUCAAUAAUACCAUGUCGUCAACAAGUGUUAAAUAUAUGCAUGGAUUCCUGACUAUAUAUAAGCAAUUGAUGAGUUGUAGGGAAUGUUAGAAGACUGUGAACUGGUUACGUUUAUCGUACUUUGGUGCAUGCUGUGUUUAUGCAGUGACAUUAACAAGAUGGCUUCAGGUUUAUCACUAUAUUCCAUUGUUUUGACCCUGAUGUUGGUUUCGAUGCAAUGCCCCAGGGAUCUGGAAGCGUACCCAUUGCUGUCUCUAUCUGAUAUGUUCGCCAAGGCUGUGCACAGGGCACAGCACCUGCAUCUGAUUGCUGCAGAAACCUGCAAAGAUUUUGAACGAAAAUAUAUCCCGGAAGAGCAGCGCCAUUCCUAUAAGAGUUCACCUUCUGUUUUCUGCCAGUCUGAGACUAUCCCAGCACCUACUGGAAAAGAAGAUGCACAACAAAGAUCGGACAAGGAGCUGCUGCUAUACUCACUGCUUCUCAUCCAGUCCUGGCUCAAUCCAAUUCAGAACAGUAGAGCUUUCAGGACCUCGGACAGAGUCUAUGACAAACUAAGGGACCUAGAAGAAGGCAUCUAUGCUCUGAUGAAAGCUCUAGAAGAUGGAGGUUCUUCACAAGGUUUUGCCUGGCUGAAAUUUUCCUACGACAGAUUCAAUGGAGAUUUAAGUGAGGAAGCAUUGAUGAAAAACUAUGGCCUCCUGGCUUGUUUUAAGAAGGAUAUGCACAAAGUUGAAACCUACCUGAAAGUUAUGAAUUGCAAACGCUUUGCAGAGAGUAACUGUAAUGUGUAG
Messenger RNA from Hypanus sabinus (Atlantic stingray), 1752 nucleotides. RefSeq names its product somatotropin-like. Gene Ontology annotation, biological process: response to nutrient levels; animal organ development; positive regulation of growth. The coding region runs from base 1045 to 1752 and encodes 235 amino acids. Gene Ontology annotation, cellular component: extracellular region. Gene Ontology annotation, molecular function: hormone activity; growth hormone receptor binding. The transcript has 5 exons. NCBI's taxonomy places the organism in Eukaryota, Metazoa, Chordata, Chondrichthyes, Myliobatiformes, Dasyatidae. The record is from RefSeq and is a predicted model, not a curated record.